Eleginops maclovinus (Patagonian blennie) is the source of this 3727-nucleotide messenger RNA. It is a transcript of the gene ttc39a, whose product is annotated as tetratricopeptide repeat domain 39A. Gene Ontology annotation, molecular function: protein binding. NCBI's taxonomy places the organism in Eukaryota, Metazoa, Chordata, Actinopteri, Perciformes, Eleginopidae. The record is from RefSeq and is a predicted model, not a curated record. The transcript is spliced from 21 exons. Bases 137 to 1993 code for a protein of 618 amino acids.
CACACACACACCUUUCCCGGUCAGGAAGGAGGAAGACACACCGCAGCAGAGUCAGUGUGAAGCCCGGCUGCUCCUCUCCUCUCUGCCCGCUGUGUGAAGCUGCUGCCUGGGAUACUUUCUGCCUCACAGCCGGGGGAUGAGUUUUAUCACCAACUGGAGACGCAGCGCCAAGAAAAAAGACAGCAAAAAGGAUGACGUUCAGGCUCAGGACAUCCCAGACGGCCCGGACUCCCCGAGCCGUUUGUCGGUCGUAAACGGUCCAGAAUUGGAUCCCAUCAUCACAGACUUCAGGUUACAGCUGCCGGACAAUAAAGAUGACCUGCAGUCAACAAAUGCAUCAAAUGGGUGCUCGCGGUCAGACCUGUCUCUGGCUCUGGAGGACUGCAUGGCCGCUCUGGAUCUGUUCCUCAGAAACGACUUUGAGGAGGCGCAGACCCGGCUCAAAUGCAGAACCAAAGACAGCAUGUACCACGCUCUGACCUACGCCACCAUCCUGGAGAUGCAGGCCAUGAUGACCUUUGACCCCCAACACAUCCAGGCUGCAGGGAACACCAUGAAGGACGCGCAGGCCAUCUGUCAGCGGAACCGCAAGAAGUCCAGCUUCUCCAAAAACUUCACAGAAGAGGAACUUCAUGCUGAGGUCUGCUAUGCUGAGUGCCUCCUGCAGAGGGCAGCGCUAACCUUCCUACAGGAUGAAAACAUGAUCAGUUUCAUCAAAGGGGGGAUCAAAGUGAGGAACAGCUACCAGACAUACAAAGAGCUUCACACAAUCCUCCAGUCCUCUGGAUACUCCCACGGGGAAAACCACGGGCACUUUGAGGGUGGUGUGAAACUGGGAGUAGGAGCCUUUAACCUGAUGAUCUCCAUGUUGCCCACGAGGACGCUGAAGCUGCUGGAGUUUGUCGGUUUCUCUGGUAAUAAGGAGUUUGGUCUGCAGCAGCUUCAGGAGGGCUCGGCUGACAGCACGUUCAGGUCCUUCCUCUGCAACAUGCUGCUGCUCUGUUACCACACCUUCAUGAGCUUCAUACUGGGCACUGGAGAAGGAGACGUUGAGGAUGCAGAGAAACUCCUGCAGCCGUACCUCGAGAAAUAUCCUAAGGGAUCCAUCUUCUUGUUCUUCGCUGGUCGAAUAGAGGAGAUCAAAGGCAACUUGGAUGCUGCUAUCGAGCGUUUCGAGGAGUGCUGUGAGGCGCAGCAGCAGUGGAAGCAGUUCCACCACAUGUGUUACUGGGAGCUGAUGUGGUGCUUCACCUACAAGAGGCACUGGAAGAUGGCCUACUUCUACGCUGACCUGCUCAGCAAGGAGAACACCUGGUCCAAGGCGACCUAUGCGUAUAUGAAAGCAGCCUACCUCAGCAUGCUGACUCCGGACGAUUGCCUCACCUUCGGGGAGACUGCGCUCACUCUGUUCAGGCAGGUCCCGGGGCUGAAGCAGAAGAUAGCGGGGAAAUCUUUACCAACAGAGAAGUUUGCAAUCAGGAAAGCCCGUCGCUACCUUUCAGAAAACCCCAUCCCUCUUCCUGCUCCUCCUCUGGAGAUGAUGUACAUCUGGAACGGCUACACAGUCAUUGGCAAACACAAGGACCUGACUGAAGGCAUGCUGAAGACACUGCAGGAGGCGCAGGCUAAACUCGUCAGCAGCCCAAGGUCAGAGUUCACCAUAGAUGAUCAGUGUCUGCUGAGCCUGCUGAAGGGGCUGUGUCUCAAACACCUGGGGCGUCAAGAGGAGGCCGAACACUACUUUACCCUCGUCCUCUGCAAUGAGUCUCAGAUCAAGUACGACCACUACCUGAUUCCUAACGCUCUCCUGGAGCACGGCCUGCUGUGUCUGGAGCAAGGCAGGAAAUCUGAAGCCAUCAGACUGCUAGAAACCGCAAAGCAAAACUACAAGAACUACUCGAUGGAGUCGCGGACUCACUUCAGGAUUCAGGCAGCUCUGCACAAGGCUAAAGGCGUGGUGGAGAACGGCAUCCAUUCUCCGACCAGCCCUUAACGGACAUAGGAAGGCCCACCAGAGCAGAGACAGCCUUCUGUUUCCCGCUCUCCCACAAUGCAACACUCAGGGGGCUUGUGUUCCUGAUGGGUGCUGCCCUUUCGGGUGGUUGCGGCUCUGUGUGUGGCCCAGUGUGGCUAAGGCAGGUUUUGCUUCGUCCUCUUCUAGAGGUAUAUUAUGAUGAAAUCGGCUUCCUAGAGCGAUUUGAAAUAGAGACAAACGUGCCUAUAUUUAUGAAACAUUGCUUCUAGCAGGCUUGUUCGUCUAGCACGGUGGCUCCACCCAUAAGGGGCGCACGAGGGUAGGAGACCAGGUGUGAAGCUCCACUAUUAUCCCCAGAAUAACCACUUACCCAGUUUAGGGUGCAGGGUUGGAUCUAAUGGAUUACCAAACACCCCCCAUAUGUAGAUUACUCAUGCAGACUCCGCCUCGCCAGGAGAAAAUAUAGACCUGGUUGCUAUAAAAGCCCUCCCACCACUUUUAAUCCUGUAAAAUGGAGAUUGUUGAUCAAAAUGACACAGAAUUAUGUGUUGACAUCAUGCACAUAUGUCAUGCAGCUCACCACUGUUUUGUACCACGGUAUUUGCCACCUUUAUUUUGAUAUUUUAACAAAACCAAUACGACCGAUUUAGAGAUUACACAUUAUUUAUACGUUGGUUUCACUUUUACACUACAUAAGCUUUUGUGUUUUCUAAGAGUGAGGGAACAUUUGUAUUGUUUAUUUUACAUUCUUUUGCUUUACUUGAAACCUAUUGAAACACUGCAUUUCUUUUCCAAUUUCAUUCAGUGUCCUUCUGUAUUAACACUUGGGCUUUUGCACAGAGCUUUGUAAAUCAGCCAAACUCUCCAGAGUCAAAGGAUCAUAAAUGCAAAGAGUUGUUCUUUACAUUUCUAUAUUGUAAAUGGCACCUUUUUACACAAAUUGUCCCGUUUUAAGAGGACAGAUGAAUGUGUCUUUUAGAAAGGCAGACUCCCUUCUUUUCUCCUCCUGGCGUUUGGGACGGGCUCCAGCAGUACUUGAGCUCGAACAAACGGGCCAUUCACCCGCGAGCAGCAAAAGGACUGCGUGCUCGUCCGCCUGUUGCAUCUUUAGUGAGUGAACAAGCUCUGAACGGGAACCAGCACAGUCUUCCUGCUUUGUGAACGUCCUCCGCUGCUCCUCUAUCAGCCAUGCUCGACAACAACCAUCUAUACAAGAACGUGAACAUAAUAACAACGCUCCUGUGUCAACAAAUAAUCUGUAUAUGAAAAAACAACGUUUGUAAGGAUUGAUGAUAAGACAGAAAAGGGUCACCUCUAAUCAUGUUAGUGGGGAGGUUACGCUAAGUGUCCAAAACCUAGAAACUAAGAUGGUGUCUCAAAUGUUGGAAUUAGAGAACUGUUGCUUUAUUCAUGAUUAGAGUAACGUUUGGGAUUCAAGACAAUGACUAGGAGUCAGUUUCAAUUUAUUUUAUGGGUGAAGGAAAUCUACUUUUACAUUUCUUUUAACGUAUUUCAAAAUGAUGUUUCAUUGUCUGAUAAUUAAUUUAGCGUAUUUUACUUUUUUCUCCCCUUUCGGUUUUGCAGAAAUAGCUGAAAGAAACUCUUUCACAUUUAGUGGCAUUGUGAUGUUUACAAUCAGCGUAUUUUAUCAGGCACGGCUACUACUGUGCAGAAUGACAUUCCUGUACAUACUGAAUGUUUCUAUUGUAAUUUAAGAUGAAAUGAUAAGCAACUAAAAAACAAACCACCCCA